AGUCGAAGCUCAAGGUGAACACGCAGAUUGGCUGCGUGUCUCCUCGAGGAGCGUCGAGUGAAAGCCGCUGGAUGCUGCAGAAGAACCGCGCGUCGUGCCGUCGUCGGCCGGUUUCGAUGUUAUUUUGAUGGAUCGCGAGAGAACUUCCGCCGGAUACGGCUGCAGAUUCGUUCGAAUGAAGUUAAAACGAUGAAUCAGACCGAAGGAAGCGCGGCUCGGUUUCUGGAUAACCGUACGUCGCGAUUAGCUCUAAAUCGUGUGCGAUAACAGCGCGAGUUAGAAAGCUGUGGACACGCGUUCGGAACAGUUUGUUUUGCGCGAUCAGACUGGGCGGCUCAGAAAGCUGAAUGGAGACAACGGUCAUCAAACGACGCCUGCAGAUCAUUGGACUGGUCUCGCUAUGGCUGCUACACGCUGUAUUGCCCGGUGCAGCUGCAUCUUACAGCAUCGGGGUAGGCAGGGCUGACACCACUGGGCCCACCGCCGAAGUCGUUUUUAUGGGCUACGCGAAAAUCGAUCAAAAGGGAUCUGGACUCCAUCUGCGAACAUUCUCUCGCGCGUUCAUCAUAGAUGAUGGCGAGGAGAGGUUCGUCUUCGUCAGCGUGGACAGCGCGAUGAUGGGAAAUGGCGUUCGCGAGGCGGUGCUGCAGAAACUGCAGAUGCAGUUUGGUAGCUUGUACACUGAGAAGAACGUGAUGAUUAGCGGAACGCAUUCACAUUCGACGCCGGGUGGAUUCAUGCAGGACAUGCUAUUCGACCUGACGACGUUUGGAUUCGUUAAAGAGACGUUCGAUGCUUUGGUAUCUGGUAUAGCUAGGAGUAUCGAACGAGCGCACGAAGCUGUGGUGCCAGGUCGCAUCUUCAUCACGCACGGUGAGGUCCUGGGUGCCAACAUCAACAGAAGUCCUUUUGCGUACCUGAAUAAUCCUAAACACGAGAGAGACAGGUAUAAGUACAACGUGGACAAGACCCUGACGCAACUCCAGUUCGUCGGCGCAGAUAACAAACCGCUGGGUGUCAUCAACUGGUUCCCAGUGCAUCCUACUAGCAUGAACAACACGAACCACUUGGUUUCCAGCGAUAACGUUGGUUACGCCUCUAUUCUGUUCGAGCAGGCGAUGAACAAGGACUCUCUGGUUGGCAAGGGUUCCUUCGUGGCAUCGUUUGCUUCUACUAAUUUGGGCGACGUUUCACCAAACACUAAAGGUCCGAAAUGCGAAUUCUCUGGAAAAAAUUGCUCAGAACAGUACACUUGUCCCGGGAAAAAGGAGAUGUGUUUCGCAUCUGGACCAGGAAGAGACAUGUUCGAAAGCACCAGCAUUAUUGCCCACAAAAUCUUCACAGAAUCAUGGAGGCUGUGGCGCGGAGGGAAUGCCAAGGAAGUGAUCGGGCCCAUCCGAGUGGUGCAUCGUUAUGUCAAUAUGCCGAACCAGACAGCCGAAUUCUACAACGAGACCACCAAAACAGUCGAAGAGGUCCACGGCUGUCUGCCCGCAAUGGGUUACAGUUUCGCGGCUGGAACGACCGACGGUCCAGGAUCGUUCGCGUUCGAGCAAGGCACGACCACGGCCAAUCCUUUGUGGAACGCGGUUAGAAACCUAUUGGCGGUCCCCACGCAGGAGGAUAUCAAGUGUCAUGGCGCGAAACCGAUUUUGCUCGCCACUGGACGUAUGACUCUGCCGUAUGAGUGGCAGCCGAAAGUGGUAUCGACGCAGGUCGCGCUGAUCGGCAGCAUCGUCAUCGCCGGUGUGCCGGGAGAGUUCACAACAAUGUCCGGAAGAAGAUUGCGAGAGGCUAUCAGAACGGUCAUGAACGAAGCGUCCGACGACGAAACCUCCGUCAUAGUCGCUGGCCUCUGUAAUGUAUACAGCGAUUACAUCGCCACGCCGGAGGAAUAUCAAAUUCAAAGGUACGAGGGUGCUUCCACGAUAUUUGGGCCACACACUCUCACUAUUUACUUGAAACAGUAUACUGAGCUUGCUAGUGCUGUCAUUCUAAGAAAACAAGUGGAACGCGGACCGUUGCCCCCAGAUUUAGGAAAAAAGAAUCUGCUGACCUUCGUUACACCUGUACUCUACGACACGCCAAAAUGGGGCCGUAAUUUCGGCGAUUGUAUCAAACAGCCACAGAAAAUGGCGAAACCCGGUGACACGGUCACAGCUGUUUUCAUUUCCGGUCAUCCGCGUAACAAUUUGAUGACGGAGAACACGUUCCUGACGGUCGAGAGGCUGACGAACGACGAGGUGUGGGUGCCCGUUGCAACAGAUGCCAACUGGGAGACCAAAUUCGAAUGGAAGAGGACGUCGGUGGUUCUCGGCUCGAGUCAGGUGACAAUUACGUGGCAAGUCCCGGAGGACGUCAAACAGGGUGAAUAUCGUAUUAGGCACAACGGAUAUUACCGCUACAUCCUCGGCGGUAUUUUUCCUUACUACGGUGUAUCGAACCAUUUCCAGGUGGUAGUUCCCGAGUUGAAUCUCACUGGAAGACGGUUUUACGAAUAACCAUGGUGAUUCUGCAGCGAAACCAAAUGCUUACGUUUAAUUCCUUGCUGGAUUAGGAUUGAUUCAGCCGCGGAGGCCAUACAAGAAGAGUGUUAACUCGCAAUUUUUCUAUUGUACAGUGUUGUAUAUUGAUCUCCUUGUUAUUUUCGAUCUAUCGAUCGUAUUCGAUGGCGUAUUUUUUAAAAGAAAAAUAUGUUCACAAAAAUUGUGAUGAUACUGUCAAGUUAUAAUAAAUAGUAACCUAUUAUAAUCUACAA
Megalopta genalis is the source of this 2758-nucleotide messenger RNA. It is a transcript of the gene CDase, whose product is annotated as neutral ceramidase. Gene Ontology annotation, biological process: sphingosine biosynthetic process; long-chain fatty acid biosynthetic process; ceramide catabolic process. NCBI's taxonomy places the organism in Eukaryota, Metazoa, Arthropoda, Insecta, Hymenoptera, Halictidae. Gene Ontology annotation, cellular component: extracellular region. Gene Ontology annotation, molecular function: N-acylsphingosine amidohydrolase activity. The record is from RefSeq and is a predicted model, not a curated record.